AAUAGGGAAACAAAAUGUUAAUUGGAUAUACCAUCAUCUUUGUGUCAUUCUAUGCCUGUCAUGUAGCAGAAGGAACAGUAAUAGAGAUUCAUGAAUAUACUUUUGGAGAGGACUGUCCCAGAUCAGAAGAAGUUAACGAGUAUCGUCAAAUACACCUUGAGUACGAAGGACAAAGAGUCAGUUCGUGUUCUUACAUGUCCUUCCAAGGACAAGGGAAGAAAAUUAGUGAUGAUUAUCAAGUCUGUGUUAUAAAAAAAUGGUUCGUUGACGGUGACUGCAGCAUGGAGAUAGUUUUUAGAUCUGGUUAUGAAGGGAAAAAAUUAAAGAGCUUUACUUGUUCCAGUUCUUAUUCAAACACAGAAUUCUGCGCCGAUUCUGGUGAAAAGCUUUACGUAUACUUUAAAUCGCGUAAUGGAAAAUCAACAUCCAGUGUCAGUUUCAGAUUUCUUAUUACAGCUACAAAGCUUGAUUAUAGUAACUUAGUUUGGGCCGUUAUUGGAGGAGUGAUCGGGGGCAUCGUGUUAGUUACGUUGCUUACUGCUUUAUUUUGCUGGUGUGUUUGUAAAAGGAAGUCAGCAUCAGGUCGAGUACUAACCAAGCCAGACAAGUUACAACAAGUUCAGCUUUGACUCAACAAGCCUAUCCGUAUACUACACAUUCUGCACAACCAACCGGAAACAUUGCUCCAUUCCCGGCGGCAAACUAUUCAACACAGUAUUCGGCAGGCUAUGGUAAACAACCCUUAUGUCAAUCCUUGCAAACAGUCGAAUGGCAACAAACACAGAAACAACCGUCCGCUCCUCUCCCGCCAAGUUAUAAUGAUGUCAUGAACAAGCUUUAGAAUUGAUUACUGUAAUCUGUGGACAAGAAAUCAAAAGGCAUAUAAUUAUGUAUAUGACAUUAUCAUAAUGUUAUAUUGCUCUGUUCACCUUAUUUAUUUUUUACGAAGUAUUGAAGAAAUGUUAUUUUUAAGAUAUGCAUCUGAUCUGCUAGAUUAGCAAUGAACAAAAUAUGGUUAUUAUACGCCAGUCCAAGACGGAACGUAUUAUGGUAUUGCGUUCAUGUUCGUCCAAUCUGGUCAUCUGUCUGUUAGUUUUUUUUUUUCGUGUCGUGUAUAUAGGUCACUUAAAACUUUAAUUAACUUGAUAAGGCCAAAUAAGGCAAAUCCCUGUCUGGCUCAUAACUAGAAAAAAAAUGACCUAGAAUCAUCAAACUUGGUCAGUUAAUGCAUCUGAGAAAGUUUAGAAAGAGUGUUGCAUACUACAUUGAGGUCACUUUGAGCUUUAAUAAUGGUGUUUUUUUUAAUAUGUUUUAAGGGAGAUACAUGUAAUCUCUACAAAUGUAUAUAAGAGUACAGCAGUAACCUUAUUAAAAAUGUUACAUCAAGAAAAUAAACAUUUUUAUGAUAUAUAUGUGUUUGUAUAUAACAAUUCUCUUUUAUA
This is a messenger RNA of Saccostrea echinata, 1442 nucleotides long. RefSeq lists its product as uncharacterized. Bases 15 to 629 code for a protein of 204 amino acids. The record is from RefSeq and is a predicted model, not a curated record. Lineage: Eukaryota; Metazoa; Mollusca; Bivalvia; Ostreida; Ostreidae. The transcript is spliced from 5 exons.